AUGUCCUUCGAUACAGGCGCAACCUUCGUGCCUGGAGGAGAGGACGCCUAUUACAUGCCAGAAGUGGUUGCUCCUGCCCCGCAAAGGAUCGCGGAAAAUCCAACCAGUAUGCAACAGAAUGUAGCAUCUUUCGAACAGCAGGCACAGCGCGAUAGACCCUCACAACAAUACGGCGGUGGUCAGCAAUAUGGUGGUGGACCAGCUCCAAAUGGCGGAUGGCACCAACAACCGCAGCAGCCACAAUUGCAUGGAGGUGCAUCGUCAAACUACAAUUCUCACAGCUUACCACAAGUACCAAACUUCAAUGGAUUGUCCGAAGUACCUAAUUUCUCGCCCUUCCCUCUACUCCGUAAUCCUGGCCCGAAUAUACCACCAACAGAUGAACAGAAAGAGUUAGUAUUGGAGCAGGCGCGAGAGCCAGUGUUGUCCUGUCCAGACCCCGACCAACAAUUAACAUGGGCCCAGGAUGCUCUAUCAUACUGCGAGAUUUCUGUGCAGAAUGAAGCAAGAAUAUCGAGGUCUCAACCAGCAAGACCCAGGACGCCGAGAAUAGAGCAUGUACUCAAAGAAGAUGCUAUGAGGGUGAUCAACUUUCUCGCCGACCAAUUCCAUCCUAGAGCACAAUUCUUGCGCGGUAUGUGGUACGAAUUUGGUAAAUUUGGCUAUCCAUUAGACAAACCAGAGUCCUAUCAAUGCUACAAAAGAGCUUCGGAUCGAGGCUGGACUCGCGCUUGGUACAGGAUGGGCAUGCAAUUCGAGAGUGGUAACGAUCCAUUGACAGCUAUUAAAUACUACAGGAUGGCUGCCGAUGCCGGUGAUUCUGCUGCAUGUUAUAGACUUGGUAUGAUGACUCUGCUUGGACAGCACGGCCAACCACAGAACUUUCAGGAGGGAUUGAAUCUGGUCUACGCUGCUGCGCACACUGCCGACGACAACGCGCCCCAAGGUGCAUAUGUACUAGGUAUGCUCCAAGCGGGUGAACUGCCGCAAGUUAAAGUGCCAGAAGAGUAUCUGACCAAGGACAUCCGUCAGGCAAAGAUAAAUAUCGAAAGAGCGGCUUUUCUAGGGUUUGCCAAAGCACAGGUUCGCCUAGGGACUGCCUACGAGUUGGGAGAGCUUGGGUGCUCAUUCGAUCCGGCUUUAUCGCUUCACUACAACGCUUUAGCUGCUCGACAAGGCGAAGUUGAAGCUGAGAUGGCUAUUAGCAAAUGGUUCUUGUGCGGCCACGAAGGUGUCUUCGAAAAGAACGAAGAGUUGGCUUUUAUCUACGCUCAAAGGGCUGCUAUAGAUGGAUUAGCUACAGCUCAAUUUGCUGUUGGUUAUUUCUACGAGGUCGGUAUUUACGUGAAUAUGGACCUGAAAGAGGCAAAAGAAUGGUAUCGAAAAGCUGCAGAAAAUGGCAACAAGGAUGCCACACAGAGAAUUGAAGCAGUGUCAAGGUCUAAGACCAUAUCUCGAAAAGAUCAUGAAAGAGUAGCAGUCCAGAAGAUCCGUGAGAAACAUGGGAGCGCGGAUCGAGAGCCUGCAUUGCCUACACUUCCCGAGAUAUCGACUCCCAGACUGGACAUGCCGGAUCCAUCGAAACUGAGUCUACGUGAUCAGUCCCCUUCACACCGGUCGUCGAGCACAGCACCCUAUCCUGCUGGACCGAAUCUAUCACCGCAGGCCUCUAUCCCUGACUUCAGACCAACCUCAGCGUUUGGUAUAAAUCCCAAUCUUCGACCAAGAUCGUCAGCUACGAUGCCUGUGCCUAGAAUGACGCCACACCACGAUCCUUAUCAUGGUUCGCCUCCAUCUCAAGCAAGACCUUAUGCCAAUGCAUAUCCUGAAGACAAUUAUGGCUCAAGGCCGUCUGUUUCGCCGUCAAGCAACCUUGGCUCACAACCCCGACCAUUAGGCCGACCUCCAUCGGCAUCGCCUCAUGUAUCGCCACAUUUACCACCACAUGUUUCGACAAAUUCGCAACCACAACGACCUGGUCAUCCACCUCAGACGAGUUCGACACCAAACAUCAAUCUUGGUUUCUCUGCACCAAUUGAUGUUCAAGGGGCAGACAGGCCAAACUGGACCCCAAAAGCGUCAGGUGCUGGGGAGGGUCCACGGCCUCCACCCCAGGGUCCUGCUCGUCAAGGUCCGCCAUCUCAGCAAGGAGGUCGGCCACAACCAAGUCAAGGUUAUCAGACCGGCUCUAAUAGACCACCACCACAGCAACAACCUUCACAGCCUAGACCGCCUCCGAAGCAGCAAGGAGCAGGAGGCAGGCCGUCCGUGCCAAACGUGCAACCCGCGAACGUUCAGCCGACCAAGCCAAAUAAAGCAGCUCCACCUGAUAGCCAUGCUCCGCAAAGUCCACAGAAAGUCAGUGCAAGCCAAGCCGUCAGCAGGCCUCCAGGCAAAGGACCGAAAACAUUUGCAGAAAUGGGCAUCCCCGAGCAAAAGGAUGACAAAGAUUGUAUUGUUAUGUGA
Lithohypha guttulata is the source of this 2466-nucleotide messenger RNA. RefSeq lists its product as uncharacterized. NCBI's taxonomy places the organism in Eukaryota, Fungi, Ascomycota, Eurotiomycetes, Chaetothyriales, Trichomeriaceae. The coding region runs from base 1 to 2466 and encodes 821 amino acids. The transcript is spliced from 2 exons. The record is from RefSeq and is a predicted model, not a curated record. Gene Ontology annotation, molecular function: protein binding.